Protopolystoma xenopodis is the source of this 2517-nucleotide messenger RNA. Lineage: Eukaryota; Metazoa; Platyhelminthes; Monogenea; Polystomatidea; Polystomatidae. The record is from the annotation of a GenBank genome assembly.
AUGCAAGCAGGCUGACUUAACACAUCUCAAUCUCCAGUGGAAGAUAAAAAUUCCGAGUUUCCCUCAUCUGUAGCGCAUAUGAACAACUUUGCGGCCAAUGGGAGUGGCUCUUUCGGUUUUGCCAGCAAUGCUCCUGGAAGUGCUAUUAUGCAGGGCUCCUGUAAUCCUAGUGGAUCGGAGGCUUUUUUGGGAACUCCAAAUGCUAAUGACUGGAUACAGCUGACAAAUUCCACUGCUUCUACAGAGAAUCUGAUCAGCAAAAUUGCAGCUCUUAGUUUCGAGGAAGCUCGUCCCCUUUGGGCAAGUAAUGGCUCUCCUAACAUUGUCCAACAGUCUGACGGAACAUGUCUCCCUACCUCAAUGCCGUGGGAAAUUCUCUCUGCCAGUCCUUCCACUCAGCCUAUCGAUGUUCAGCGUGGAGGGAGAGAUCGAAAUUCGGCAGGUUCUUUCAUUGGCCCUCCUGGUGGAAAUUUUCUUCUCAAUAACUUGAGCAACAAUUUAGGAGAAGGAGGUCUUCUUAUGUCGCCCAGUUCCAAGGAUAUGGCUGCUUUAGGCAUGCAGAUGGUUGACCAAGUUUUGAGCAACUCACCUGGAAACGGAAAUUUCUCAAAUCGGGAUGUCAUCGAAGGUGUGAUUGCUGGUGCAUUAGGCAAUAAUGGCAAUCUAACUCCUGGCAUAUCAAAUAUUUUGCCUACGAGUAAUAGUUCCGGGAGCGGAUUUCCAUUUAAUAUAAUGCCCACCUCUCAGACCCCACUACAGCAUCCUAAUCAGUUUUCUGGUGGCACUGGUGGAGCAGGCUUCAUGCAGCAUACUUUUCCUCAGACAAAUCAACGUACAAAUCACUUUUAUGUCCAGCAAUCUCAAGCACAGCUUUUGAGUGGGCCAUCACUUUCACAACUACCCCAUAGCGGUAGUGGUAUGAAUGACUUCAACUUGGUUGGUAAUUCAGGGCGUUAUUCUUCCGUUGAUGGUGAUAUAAACCAAAUGCGUCAUAUCGCUGUUAGCUCCAGUGGGUCAGAAACUCCGAGUGCCGUGAUUCCUACCCCGUCAUCGAACGCUCCUUUUGUGGAUCCCGCAAUCCUUUCUGCUGCAUAUUCUGGCUUACCUUCUUCUCUGGUAGGUGGGGACGUGUUUCGACCUGGGAGUCAGCCUUCCACAUUUCAGCCCUCAAGUGUUCAUCAGCAGACUCAACACUCUGGAUUUAAUUUUGGGCAAAGCGCCACCGGCUUCCCUCUUUCUUCCAAUGUUUCUUUGACUACUGCCGAUUUUUCUGCCCUCGUCCCUUCAAACGAUGAUCUUCACUCAGCAGCAACAGGAUCUGGAUUCGUCAGCUCAGUCAGUGAGCCGGGAAGUGGAUUCCCACCAAAUGCAUAUCCAAACCCAGCUCAUCAAACCCAUAACAAUUUGUCAAUGUCGUUUGCACCUCCUACCUUAGUUAGUGGUUCCGGUGGAAGUAGUAGAUUGACUGGCUUGUUUGGGCCUUCUGUUCACAACCAAGACCCAGAAUCCAUUCAAGUUGCAGCCUUAUUAAGCAAUGGGGAAAGUGGUGAUAUGAUUGGGCCUCCGCCUUGUAGCAUCACGGGCCUUUACAUCAGUGAUCAUUUUCUUUCAACUUCAAAGGCUGGAUCUGCCGCCAGUCUUGCAGAUCUUUCCUCCAUUAGACCAACUGCACCUACUGAUGGGGCACCUGAUUUCUCUUCUGGGUAUUCAAUCUCGCAGUCUGGAAUCAGCCCAUUUGGAACAGCUCAACUUGACAUAACGGCUGGUCACCAAUCUAUGUCUAAUGGUCCCUUUGGCCGUGGAAAAUCUCCACAUAAUCUUCCUGGUGGUUCUUUGAAUCCAUCUCAACAACAGCCAGGAGGUGCAUAUGCGAUGGCAAAUCCUGAUUUAUAUAAUCCACCUCUUGCGCCUACUGGUCAAAUGUCUGGCUCAAAUCACUUUGAUUCCAUUGUUAAUGCUAAUUCAUUGAAUCGGCAACAUAUUCCAACAUCUACUCCUAUUGCAAAUGAUUUCCUUGCUUCGAACAAUAUGGCUUCGCCUGUAUCAGCUGGUCAGCAUCUAAUGGCCUCAAAUCCAAGUUUACUUACUCAUGGAGGCCUCUACCAGACACCUGCACCUGACUCACCCGGCGACCCCCAUUCUCAACAGCAUCAACAAGCUACUCUAUUCGCUCAGUCGAUGCAGCAUCUACUGGCGACGGCUGCUGCACUUAACGGUACGGGCAGUACUCAACAACAGCAGCAGUCGCAGCAGCAAGCCCAAUCGGCACUCCAGCAGGAUUCGGUCGGACACCGAAGUGGCUCGGCCACUGCUGCUGAUGUUUUUGCAUCUUUACAGGCUGCAGCAGCUGCUGCUGCCGCUAGUGGAGGUAGUGGCGCCCCAGGCUCCGCCUUCUUAGUGCCUCAGCAUCCUGGCUCAGAUGUUUCACUGAGCAACUCUGCCGCUGCUGCUGCCAACAUGCCACCACCUGGUCUGGCCGGCCAUUCAGGCCUUCCAUUACAACAUGCACAUCCACAA